This is a messenger RNA of Caenorhabditis bovis, 1023 nucleotides long. The record is from the annotation of a GenBank genome assembly. Lineage: Eukaryota; Metazoa; Nematoda; Chromadorea; Rhabditida; Rhabditidae.
AUGACUAAAGAUUCGCAUCCAACGUUUAUGAAAACGGAGCAUAUUCUUUGGAUGCACGUCGUGUUUUUCAUUGUUUCGCUUAUCCUUUUCGCAAUUUGUCUUUACGCUUGUCUAUUUGUCCGCUGGGUCUACAAAAGAAGGCUAAUACAGAAAUCGGAAGGAAUGAUUGAUAGAUAUCAAAAAGAAGAGCAAAUUAAACGGGAUAUUGAAAUUGCACGAAGGAAAAAAGAGUUGUUGCCACCAACUGUCAAGAAAUCCGUACGCGACAUGUUCCAAGAGGCUCCAUCGUCCCGGCGAGCCAUCGAAUUCAUAAAAAAUCAGGAAGCGUGCAUCCCUCCUCCAGUUUACAAGCAAGUUGACGAAAAUGCAGCAAUCCAACAAUCAGUGGCCAAUUAUCCGCCGCCACCGCCUUCAAUUCCCAUGCCGGCACCACCUCCAAUUCAUCCAGACCAACAAACAACGUCGAUGCAAACGUCGAUGUCUGCAACUCCAAAGGAUGCUGAAAAAAGAGACUCGCCGAAAAUUUCUAACCACCAUCAUCAGCAUCAUCAAAAACGAUCUCCGAAAAUGGUGACAAAAAUGACACAAACUGAAAGCGAUAGUCCUUCAAUGGACAGUACUCCGAUUGGUGAGUCAACCACAACCGGAAACCGAAAUUCGGGAGAGACGAUAAGCAUGGAUGAUGAGGAUGAAGUGAUAUCGGUUUAUUCUCAAGGCACCGCUAGUGACAAAUCAUUAACGGUGCCGCUGAAGGCGUCAAAUUCGAAUCCACCGCUGUUGCCAGAACCAUCUAAAAAGCAUGGGUCGAGUCCGAAAAUGCAUACAGUGUCAUUGCCAUCUCAAUUGGGAAGCGACAAACUUCUUGUAGCGAAACCGGAAUACUAUUUUCCGUACUAUGUUGAAAAAGAAGUCACUCACAGCAAAAUCCACACGUCAAAGAAUGAUUCAAAUUCGUUCGAGGACCCGAUAAUUGCAAAGUAUGGCGGCAAACACCAGCGCUCCAGAAAAUUGUACCGCAAAUAG